UAUUAAAGGUGCGCCCGCCUGAAAGCGUAGAGAGCGUAAAGUGGCCGUGAAGAGACCUAUGAAGUCACAGUAAUAGAGAACUAUAAAAUGACAACGCUUCAAUAUUUGGGAAUAUCAGUACUUUUCAUCAUCGAUCUGUUGGGAGCUGUGAAUGCUGAAGUCAAUACAUUGACAGGGAGAGAGAGGCAGUCUGUCACUCUACACACUGGACUAACUGGACUACAGGCUGAUAAGAUAUUUUGGUUCUUUGGUCCAGUCAUUCCAAACACCUCAAUAGUUGAGAGUCAGGUCAUCAGAGGAGAGAACAUCACAGAAUUCAAAGGAAGAUUCCGAGAGAAACUGCAGCUGGACAGAGAAACUGGAUCUCUCACCAUCAGAAAUCUCACCCUCAACAACUCUGGAGUUUAUCAGCUAGACUUUUUCAAUACACACAAAACAUCUCAGAGAUUCUAUCUAACUGUCUAUGCUCCAGUACCACUUCCUCAAGUCAGAAAAAUCCCUGAAGGUGAUUUUCUGGACAGUUCAUCAGAGAAGGGGAGCUGUUCAGUGGUGUGUUCUGUGGAGAACCGGAGAGACAUGACCCUGUCCUGGUACAGAGGAGAGAAGAGACUCAACCAGACCAGCAGCCCUGACCUCUCCACCAACCUGUCUCUCCAUCUGGAGAUAAAGCUACCGGACAACAAUAUCUACAGCUGUGUGGCUGCCAACCCAGUCGGCAACCAGACAACCAAACUCAACAUUGAAACACUCUGCCUUCAGUUUGUAGGGAGUCCAGAAGAGGAGGACUCUGUGGUGUAG
Oncorhynchus mykiss (rainbow trout) is the source of this 798-nucleotide messenger RNA. The record is from RefSeq and is a predicted model, not a curated record. Lineage: Eukaryota; Metazoa; Chordata; Actinopteri; Salmoniformes; Salmonidae.